UUGCAGAUCUCUGGUGUUGGAUCGCCGCACAAUUCCAUCUCAGUCUCGUUUGGGAACUUCAGCUCGCAUCAACAUGACAGCUGCGAAAUUGAUAUUUGUUACUGCUUUGGUGGCUGUUAUGGCAGCCAGCUGCUCUGCUGGUUUCCUUGACUAUAUUUUCCCCACCAUCAUGACGGAAUAUUACAACCAGGUGCCCACCAAGGAGGGUUACCGCUUUGACUUGAAGGAUCCUAAUGGUAGUUCCCGCGAGGAAAUUGGUGUUAUUAUGAAUCCGGGCACACCCGAGGAGCAGCUGGUUGUUAUGGGUACCUACUCCACCUACGAUGAGAAAACAGAUACAGAUACUAUUACCAUGUAUACUGCCGAUAAGGAUGGUUACAAGACUCGCUAUCAGAUCAAGAAUCGCAAACUGAGCCCCGGCGCACUGAAAUCUGCCGCAGGCUAAGAAAUUGUAAUUUUUAGAAUAUUUAGUAAAAAAACAACAAAGUGAUAAUAACAGAGUAAAAUAUAUAUGUA
Messenger RNA from Drosophila virilis, 516 nucleotides. RefSeq names its product endocuticle structural glycoprotein SgAbd-9. NCBI's taxonomy places the organism in Eukaryota, Metazoa, Arthropoda, Insecta, Diptera, Drosophilidae. The record is from RefSeq and is a predicted model, not a curated record.